Molecule: messenger RNA, 459 nt
Organism: Sclerotinia sclerotiorum 1980 UF-70
Lineage: Eukaryota; Fungi; Ascomycota; Leotiomycetes; Helotiales; Sclerotiniaceae
Exons: 2
Coding region: 1-459 (152 amino acids)
Source: RefSeq, a predicted model, not a curated record
AUGGCAAUGGUAACAAUGAUAAUGGGGAUGAGGAUGGGGAGACUGGAAACAGGAGUUAGCACCGGAAAUCUUUUGGUUGAUAAAUGUGAAGCAUUGGCACAUAAAAUGUUUGAAAUCGUACUUUUGAUAGACGAACGACACUGUAGUGUUUUUUUUAUUAAGAAAAGAAGAAGAAGAUAUCUCUAUGCUCAUCGCUUGAGUAAAUGUAGGGGUAGAUCUGAAGGUGUAGUUCGUAUGGCCAAGUUGGAUUGGACGGGCGGAAUUUCUUUGGAUGUGAAGGAUGUUUGGGCCAUUUGCAUGAGUCGGGGAUUAGAUGUUAAGAAUGAUUUUGGGCAAUCGAAUGUUUUCUUCUGUUUGAAUUUUCAUGCUCCGGAAUUAUUCCAGACUAGUGCAAUCCUAAAAGUGUCAUGUCAUCAUGGUCAUAAAUCUUUGAGUAUAUUUAUCCUCAAAGUACAUUGA